AUGGCUCGGGCUGCCCAGGGGGCGGGGCUUGCGCUUUAUACAGGCGCCCAUGGGCCGAGGGAUAGCCGACCCCAGAACGCGUCGCGGCAAACGAUCGCUGCGACUCGGGAUACUUUCGCGGAGCUUGUGAAGAAGGUGGGCUUCGACUCCCUGGCAGCGCGAGCUGCAGAGAUCGAUUCGGGUCCGGUCGGCGAGCGCUUGGUGGCGCUCGUUCACGUGCAGGACGAAGCGGCGAUGAAGGUCAAAUCAUUUAUUCCUUCUUCGCCCAAUCUCAGCCUCGGCAGGUAUUCCAACACAUAA
Molecule: messenger RNA, 300 nt
Organism: Prorocentrum cordatum
Lineage: Eukaryota; Dinophyceae; Prorocentrales; Prorocentraceae
Source: the annotation of a GenBank genome assembly